This is a messenger RNA of Ascochyta rabiei, 1278 nucleotides long. RefSeq lists its product as uncharacterized. The coding region runs from base 1 to 1278 and encodes 425 amino acids. Lineage: Eukaryota; Fungi; Ascomycota; Dothideomycetes; Pleosporales; Didymellaceae. The transcript is spliced from 2 exons. The record is from RefSeq and is a predicted model, not a curated record.
AUGUCCUUCAUGGUCGAGAACUCAGUCAAAGUUGGCAAGCCAAUGGUUGGUGUGACCAUCAACUACCGUCUCAGCGCUUGGGGCUUCUUGAGUGGAAGCGAAGAGAUCAAAGACUCUGGAGAGAUGAAUCUUGGACUCAGAGAUCAGCGACUCGCCAUGCAUUGGGUGCAAGACAAUAUUGAGGCUUUUGGCGGCGAUCCAGAUAAAGUCACCAUCUUCGGCGAAAGCGCAGGAGCUGGAUCCGUAGGUUUCCACCUCACAGCCUACAGCGGACGAGACGACAAGCUUUUCCGCAGCGCUGUCAUGCAGUCCGGUAACCCUGUACACUUCAAUCGUCUCAACGAUCCGCUGGGGUUUGCCGACAUGUACAAUGCGAUCCUCGGCCGCACACCCUGCAUGAACGCCUCUUCACCCCUGGAAUGCCUGCGCAUACUGCCCGCCGAACAGUUCAACGCCGCAAUCAACGUCACAAGCGCCACCUUGAACACGACACAGUUCAUGCCCGUUCUCGACGGUGACUUCAUCCAGAAACGUACUUCAAUCCAGAUGAGCAACGGCGAAUUCGUGCACGUACCCAUCAUCAGCGGCGCAAACAGUGAUGAAGGAACUGCCUUCUCGCCCGAGCCCGUCAACACAACUGAGGAUUUAUACACCUUCAUGACAACUGGGGACCGCGCCGUUCCACCCGCCCUCGCAAACCAACUUCUCGAAGUGUACCCUGACGACCUAUCUGUCAACGUGGUCGCGAGCCUUGGAGACACAAGACCAGGUCCGCCUUUUGGUGCGCAGUUCCGCCGCUCAGCAUCCUACUACAGCGAUCAGGUCUUCAUCGCGCCGAGAAGGUUGACAUGCCAAACGUGGGCUGCUGCCGGUGUCCCAGCAUACUGCUACCGCUUCAACGCCAUCCCCGCUGGCCUCCCACCGGCCCUUGGUGUUACGCAUUUCCAAGAGGUGUCAUUCGUCUUCCUCAACCUACUCGGCGUCGGCUAUGCGCCCGCAGCCGUGCCGCCGUUUACAAACAAGACGCAGUCUUACCGUGACCUUAGCAGGUUCAUGAGUUCGAGCUGGGCCAGCUUCGUAAGCGACCUGGACCCGAACAGCUGGCGAGAGGGCGGUGCAUGGAAUGGCACGGAGGAGAUGUGGCCGCGGUACGAUGUGGCUGAUCCACAGGACUACGUCUUCGAUGCGAAUGUUACGUCUCAUGCAGAGGCGGACACGUUCAGGAAGGAGGGCAUGGACCUUAUCAACGCGAACAACCUGGAGGUGUACCUGAGGUAA